AUGACACUUAAGAGGGUACGAGAAUGGGAGAAACUCGAGCGUCUACACGCCAGGUUUGCGAACCAUCUGCAUUUUACUAUGCACUGCAAACAUCACAACGUCACGCCAGUCAGCAUUAAGGUGAAGACAUCUAUCAAAGGUGAGGCAGCUAAGAAAGUCAUCCACAGAACACAGCUAGCCCUUUUGAACAUCAGAAUAAGCGAAAUAAUGUAUAAAAUCAAGACUUUCAAGAGCCUCAUAGCCGACGUGAACGAAGAACUGUUUACCACACUACCCGCUGACGUAUACACAGAAGUACACAACUGGGUCUCACAUGCGCACCGGGCUGAGUGGGAGAAAUGUCAACAACGACAGAGGAAGAAAUUUGAUCUCCUUCGCGUUCGUCAACAAACCACGGAUAACAACAAGAAAGCCCCCAUCACUGCAGUAAGUGACACCAUGAUUGAGAACACUAAAUCCAAAUGGGUGAUCAACAAAUCUGACAAGGGACUCUCCACACAUGAGCUUUCUGUCUUAAGAAAAGGUUUGAACUAUGCCAUCACCCCUCAGAAAUUACCAAUCAUGGAGUUUAUCACCGCCCUGGAAAAGGCUUGCAAGUUCAUAGGCCCCGACACUGAGGAAGCAGCCCACCUCAGGUCUGACUGUGUACAUCUGUUGAAACAUCGUAAGAUGCCACCGAGCAACAUCACCAAAGAGGAACGACUUGCACUGGACGACCUUAGGAAGGACUCCAGCAUCAUAAUACUCCCUGCGGACAAGGGCAGAGCCACGGUCAUCAUGAACAAAAGUGAGUACCAGGACAAAUGUAGUGACCUUCUAAAUGACUCCACAACCUACUGUAGACUCAAGAAAGACCCAACCAACAACUAUAGUGACAAACUUACCAAGAUCCUUAGACCAUUAAAAGACCAGGAACUGAUAACGUAUGAACAAUACAGAACCUUGUACCCUACCUCUACAGAACCGCCCAAGUUCUAUGGAUUACCCAAAGUCCACAAACCGGACUGCCCCCUACGUCCGAUUGUGGCAACGCGAGGGUCUAUUAUGUACCAGACAGCUAGGUUUGUUGCUAACAUCCUUGCACCUAUGGUUGGAAAAACACAGCACCACCUGAAAAACAGUGGGGAGCUCGUGGAAAGGAUGUCCCAGGUCACUCUGGACGACGACGAAAGUUUGGUGUCUUUCGACGUCUCAGCCUUGUUCACCAGUGUUCCUGUGGAAGAGAGUAUUGUGAUCAUCCGGGACAGACUCACCUGUGAUUCUUCUCUGAAUGAGCGCACAAAACUGUCUCCACUGCAAGUCACUGAACUACUGCGACUAUGCCUCACCACCACAUACUUCAAAUAUGAGGGAAAGUUCUAUUCCCAGGUUGAGGGUGCUGCCAUGGGCUCACCUGUGAGUCCGAUCGUGGCCAACCUCUUUAUGGAAUGGUUUGAGUCACGUGCCCUCACCACCUUCCCUAACCCACCUAAGGUAUGGGUUCGGUACGUUGAUGACGUAGGUGCCGUUUUGAAGUCCAGUCUCAUCGAACCGUUUCACCAUCACCUUAACUCGAUCCACCCCAACAUCAAGUUCACUAAAGAACUUGAAGAGAACAGAUCCCUCCCGAUGUUGGACGUGCUCAUGACCAGAAAGGAUGAUGGUAGACUGAAGUUCAGUGUGUUCCGUAAACCUACGCAUACGGACCAAUACUUGCUCUUUGAUAGCCACCAACCGAUGGAACACAAGAUGGGAGUUAUCAGAACCCUAAGACAUCGAGCAGACCACCUCAUCACAGAAGUAGAUGAUAAGAACACCGAGUACGAUCACCUCAAAACAGUCCUUUCCAUAGCGGGAUACACCAGGUGGGCGUGGCAGUCCCCUGGUAGGACCAAACUCAUCCCACAUCCUCGCUCUUCCACGGACAGCAGACCCAAAGGUCAUGUUACACUACCGUACGUCGCGGGUGUGACCGAAGCCAUUACCAGGAAGAUCAGGAACACAGGGGUGGCCGUCCACAGUACACCAUGCACUACAAUCAGAAGACUCUUGGUCGCUCCAAAGGACAAAACUGAACCAGAGGACACAUGCGGUGUAGUGUAUCAUCUCACAUGUGAAGACUGCGAAGCCCAGUAUGUAGGUGAAACUGAAAGGGCCCUCAGAAAGAGGAUAUCUGAGCACAAGCGAGAGUCCUCUCCGGUGGCACAACACAUGCAGACUUACAAACACCAACCGGGGAAGAAAGUCACCAUUCUAGACCGUGAAAGUAGAUGGUUCGAACGAGGGGUCAAGGAAGCUGUGCACAUCAGGUCCCGCUCCCCGUCCCUCAACCGUGACCAAGGACGCCACAGGCUCCCACCAAUCUACAACUCCCUCGUCCAGUCACGUGAUCUGGGUGACCUUUGA
Molecule: messenger RNA, 2385 nt
Organism: Branchiostoma belcheri (Belcher's lancelet)
Lineage: Eukaryota; Metazoa; Chordata; Leptocardii; Amphioxiformes; Branchiostomatidae
Exons: 1
Coding region: 1-2385 (794 amino acids)
Source: RefSeq, a predicted model, not a curated record